CCAGCAGCAGUCGGGCAGGACGCCGACGCCGCCGCAGCAGUACGGCGCCGCGCCGCUCAAGGCGCACAACGGCCUGCACGCCUCGCCCGCGCACCUCGCCAGCGCCGCCGCGCACGCAUACGCACAGGACGACCGGCAGUCUGCGGGCGGCACGCUGCGCCGACAGCGGCUGGAGAAGAUGGCGGUGCCGCCGCCUGAUGUCACCGUGCUGCACCAGGGGAACUGCAACCAGCACUCUCAAAUGUCACAGACGCCGUCAAUAAAGCAGCCACAAUCUAUCUUAAAAGACCCAUCGCGACACAAGUACACAUCGUACAGUCCCGCGGCGCCGCUCGGCACGCCGCACAGCGCGCCGCACAGCGCGCCGCACGCCUCCAGCCAGAUACUGACAGUGCAGACGCUGGACGUGCCGCAGUACGGCACCAUACGGAAAGACAAGAAACAGAACGUCACUAUCGACGAGUCCUACAACAAGAGAACUGAAACACACGUCGUCUAAACUAGGGUUGUAACGGACACCAAUUUAACGGAAGCGGAUGCGGAUUCGGAUGUGGAGGCGAACGGCUUCACCUCUCAAGCGGAAGUUAACGGAAUCGGAAGCGGAGGUCAUAAAAUAUUAAUUGCAAUUUAUUCGUGAAUUAAUUCAAAAUAUUGAUUGGUACAUAAUUAAAAGAUACAGUUUGUUAUACGAGUACAAAUGUAGUAUGACAAUUACAGUUGAUAUGACUCUCGCGCGCAUAAACGGUACCUAAUCGCCCCAUUCGUGAUAAAGACGUAUAUAAACCUCCGUUAUAACUCCGCAUAAGAAAUAUCGGAAGCGGAAACGGAUGCGGAGUUAUCAUUCUUGCGGAAGUGCCUCACUUGCGGAUGCGGAAGCCGAGUUCCGUUACAACCCUAUUCUAGUAAUAAUGUGCGAGAACUAUACGAGUGUACGAGUACAGAGUGUUAUAACUAUAGACGAGUGAAAUGAGUGAAGUGUAAAUAUGUGAACUAGUUAAAAUUUUUAGAUAGAUUUAAAAAUUUCAUUAAAUGUGAUACGAUUAGUAUCGAAGUGCGUGUGAAAUCGAUUUUCGAUUCGAUAGACGUCCAAGACAUGAACGGUUGUUUCGUAUUCGUUAGAGUAACGAGUUUCUUAUCGAUUCCCGCGACGGAUCUCUUUUUUUUUUUAAUUAAGCAUUUCUUUAAGUACUAAUUGUUACGGAUAUUGUCUUUUACAUUUUAUGGGAAAAUUGUAAAUUUUCGCCCCCAGUUUUGAGAAUUGUUCGUAAGGCGUUGAUUCGCAUAUUGUUAUUGAAAUUAAAAAAUAUAUUUUGAAACUUAUUCAAUGUGCAAACCUUGCUUAGGGGGAUAAUCUUUUUAAUUAAGUAAUGUUGAAGCGUCAAUUGUAUUAUUUGUCACAUUGUCAGACAAGAGAAAACAAAACA
This is a messenger RNA of Papilio polytes (common Mormon), 1424 nucleotides long. RefSeq lists its product as uncharacterized. The record is from RefSeq and is a predicted model, not a curated record. Lineage: Eukaryota; Metazoa; Arthropoda; Insecta; Lepidoptera; Papilionidae. The coding region runs from base 179 to 499 and encodes 106 amino acids. The transcript is spliced from 3 exons.